This is a messenger RNA of Diaporthe batatas, 1273 nucleotides long. RefSeq lists its product as uncharacterized. The record is from RefSeq and is a predicted model, not a curated record. The transcript is spliced from 4 exons. Lineage: Eukaryota; Fungi; Ascomycota; Sordariomycetes; Diaporthales; Diaporthaceae. The coding region runs from base 224 to 1021 and encodes 265 amino acids.
GCCGCGUGCUCUCGGGCUGCUCUUGCCGCAGCCCUCGGCCCUCUCCAGCUACAUAUCACUCGAGAGACCCAGUCGCCCCAUGUAAUUGCCUUGUAGAAUCCUAUAUAUCGUCUUUUUCUCUGUCAGAACACCAGCACAAGCCUCUCACUCCUCACCUGGUGCGCCGUCCUCUCAAGUGCUUCCAUCCCAGGUCAAACCCACUUCAGUCUCAGUGACCCUCAAGAUGCGUUUCACCAAUACGCUCACAACUCUUGCCUCCCUGGCCGUCGGUGCCAGAGCCGCCGAGGUCCAUGGUGCAAAUUCACAGGGUACCACCAUGGGCCCUGUUGCUUUCCUGUGGCCAGGCGAUAGACCAUGGAGCGCCUCGCACGACAACACCGGCCCAUGUGGCUCCUCCAGCGGCGUCACAAACAGGACCCAGUUCCCUCUGACCCAGGGGCAGGUAGCCCUGUCGAUCGCCGACGAUGCUUACAAGGUGGCCUUCUACAUCGCCUUUGACGACGAGCCCACCGCCCAGAGCGAGUUCUCGGAGCAGAUCGUCCAGAACAUCACCGAGGUCGAGCCGGGCCACCAGUGCUACAAGAUCGCCCCGCUGCCCAGCUCCGCCACCGCGGGCACCAACGCGACCAUCCAGCUCGCGUACUGGGCCGACGACGGCGAGGGCGGGGACGGCGGCAGGAACCAGACCUUCUUUGCCUGCGCUGAUAUCACCCUCGUCGAGGCGGCAGACUUCUCAGCACAGGUCCCCUGCUUCAACGUGACGUCCGCCGACUUCGACUCGGGCGACGCCGCGGCCGCCGAGACGUCCUCCUCCUCGUCGUCUGGGGGCCUCGGCAAGGGCGCCAUCGCCGGCAUCGCCGUGGGCACCAUCCUCGGGUCCCUGGCUGUCGUCGGCGCGUUCGCGUUCGUGCUGCUCAGGAGGAGGAGGAGGUCGUCUGCCGCCGCCGCCGCGGCGUCUGACAUGCCGGCGCAGAUGAAGCUGAGGGAUGGGGAUAUUGCUAGCGUGUCUACUGGACGCUAACCAUGUGAGUUUCGGUGAUGUGCUGUGGGGCAGAUUAAGGGCUUGGGCACUGAAAGGGCUGGAGGGGACCAGUCUGGGGUCAUUUCGGGGUUGUAGGAAGCCCAUGGCCGGCAGGGGGUCUUUGAUAUCUAUGAUGAGGAACUGUGAUACCUCGGUUGAUGGAGUAACUUUUAGUCGUUGGCCUUGGUCAUGAUGAUAUGAGAUGAAACGCUUGUCCGUAUGUUCUAUUUGAAUCUACUCCAAGUUAUCCAA